AUGACCGAUUCAAAAUACUUUACCACUACAAAAAAAGGAGAGAUUUUUGAAUUGAAAAAUGAGUUGAAUUCUGAUAAGAAAGAGAAGAAACGCGAAGCAGUUAAAAAAGUUAUUGCCAGCAUGACAGUUGGAAAAGAUGUCAGUGCAUUAUUUCCGGAUGUUGUGAAUUGUAUGCAGACAGAUAAUGUUGAAUUAAAAAAGCUUGUCUAUCUCUAUUUAAUGAAUUAUGCAAAAAGUCAACCCGAUUUGGCAAUUAUGGCUGUUAAUACUUUUGUUAAGGAUUGUGAAGAUCCAAAUCCUCUCAUUCGUGCUUUAGCUGUUCGAACUAUGGGUUGCAUACGUGUAGAUAAGAUAACAGAAUAUUUAUGCGAACCGCUUCGCAAGUGUAUGAAAGAUGAAGAUCCAUAUGUUCGUAAGACUGCUGCAGUUUGUGUUGCGAAACUGCAUGAUAUUAACGCAUCUUUAGUUGAAGAUCAAGGUUUUGUGGAAUUGUUAAAUGAUCUUUUAAGUGAUUCGAAUCCAAUGGUUGUUGCAAAUGCUGUAGCUGCUCUCACUGAAAUUAAUGAAUCUCGAGUGCUUAUUGAAAUAAACUCACAAACAAUUAAUAAAUUGUUAACUGCAUUAAAUGAAUGUACCGAAUGGGGUCAAGUUAUCUCAUGCUUCAUUGGUGGUUUGGAAUUGCAAUCGUACGGUUCUGAAUGUAUUCCAGUUAUUUCUGGGAUGUGA
This is a messenger RNA of Dracunculus medinensis (Guinea worm), 726 nucleotides long. Lineage: Eukaryota; Metazoa; Nematoda; Chromadorea; Rhabditida; Dracunculidae. The record is from the annotation of a GenBank genome assembly.